AUGAUUGCUAAGAGUUUCACCCUCGCCUUGUUCGCAGCUACGGCGGCUGCUGGGCCUUGUAGACCCGGCCACACAACGACUAGUGAUCCAACCACUACUGAUUCUGCCAUCAUCUCUUCUUCUACUACGGAAGAAGCCGCUGUUACUACCACAAGCGUUAUCGAGCCUGCGGGCGAAGCAAUCAUCCUGAAGAUCAACCUCAAUACCCGUCUGGUCAAGAGAGACACCAUCUUCGUCGGAAACGAUAACCCCUCUGACUGUACUUUUGCUUCCGUCUUUCGCCUGGAUUCCGAUCAGCUACUUUACAACGGCGUGCCAGUCUAUUUUGCUGGUAAUGAUUACCAGGAGCUGGUCGCUGAUGGUCAACCUCCAGCUGAUGCCGUCACUACCACCUUUUCCGUUUCUGGAGGCAAGCUCGCAUGGGAGAACGACGCCUUUGGGGUCGCAGGAUUUUGCUACCUUGAGAGUGAUGGAAAGAUCUACAUCACGUUUGGAUCAUCGCCUGAUGGAUGUGAGGUAGUGUCAUUGACAGCGUACAAAGAGACGCAAUGUCAAAAUGGUCAAAUUGUUGGUCUUGAGACAUCGACUACCGAUGUCGGAGAGCCUACUACGACUGCUGAAGCGACCACAACUGCCGAUAUCUGCGUGGCAGGCGUCGGUGGUCCGAACGGUCAGCCUCCCCGAGCGAGCCGUCUUGCCGACUGUUCCCGCUUGAAUGUUGUCACAGUCAGCCCCUUUCCAGUGACAACCACUGUUGUCAAGCGUGAGGUCGCUGUGCGCAUCCCAACUGGUAAAUACACAGGACAGCCAGUUAUCAACACUCUUAACCGCCGAGCGGAAGGAGAACCAACCGCCACUACAAUUCAACCAACCAAUAUCCCUGCAUACGCUACGUACUGUGACUCCCCGGAGGCGUACUACGAUGCUUGUUCAGAAGCUGGCAUUACUGCGUUUACCACCACGCUCCCCACCGGAACCAGCACGACAGAAACAACAGUCACCGAUUGUCCUGGGCGCAAGAUGGCCAAGAGAGCUGGCCAGGCUAUGGGAUAUGAGUUUGAAGAUAACUGGGAGGCGUACAACAUGCCAGGAUACAAGCUGUUCUAG
This is a messenger RNA of Fusarium poae, 1107 nucleotides long. RefSeq lists its product as uncharacterized. The coding region runs from base 1 to 1107 and encodes 368 amino acids. The record is from RefSeq and is a predicted model, not a curated record. The transcript is spliced from 3 exons. Lineage: Eukaryota; Fungi; Ascomycota; Sordariomycetes; Hypocreales; Nectriaceae.